Molecule: messenger RNA, 829 nt
Organism: Neoarius graeffei (lesser salmon catfish)
Lineage: Eukaryota; Metazoa; Chordata; Actinopteri; Siluriformes; Ariidae
Gene: aamdc
Product: adipogenesis associated, Mth938 domain containing
Exons: 4
Coding region: 256-624 (122 amino acids)
Biological process (GO): positive regulation of fat cell differentiation
Cellular component (GO): cytoplasm
Source: RefSeq, a predicted model, not a curated record
UCUAGGAAAAACGAGCCACGCAAGUUGUUUGCUAGCCACUAAAGGCAAUUGGGCCGGUCAAGUACCACCUGAUUGGAUACCGAUCAUGACGCAACCAAUGGGGCGUGUUAGGCAGUCACGGCCAUAUUUUUAUUAUAGUUCAGCGACGGUAAAACUAUAUAUCUAAAGUGAGAGUUUGAGUCUAUCAAGAAAGCAGAACCGCCAUAUACUGGGUGACAUCAACUGUCAAUUAUUCAGUUAAAGGAGAGAGCAGUCAUGUCAUCCCCAGAAAUUGCAUCUCUAUCCUGGGGCCAUAUAAAGGUCAAAGGUUGUGCUUCUUCCUACAAAGAUUGCAAGGUGUGGCCAGGUGGCAGUCGAGAAUGGGACUGGAGAGAGACUGGGACAGAUCAUCAUCCAGGUGUCCAGCCAGCCGACCUGGAGGAAAUCUUGAGAAAAGGAGUUCAGACGCUGGUUAUAGGAAGAGGAAUGAGUGAAGCAUUACAGGUGCCUCCCACUACAGUGGAACAUGUAAAGAAACAGGGCGUGGAUGUAAAGGUACUGCAGACUGAGAAGGCUGUGAGAGAGUACAACAUCCUUGCAGGACAGGGGGCUAAAGUGGGAGGAGUUUUCCAUUCCACCUGCUGAAGAUACCGAGCGUCUCAGCCGCGUGUUAAAAAAUCUAAAAGCAACGCCUAAACCUUUUGUUAUUUAAUUUUCAUGAAAAGGCUGUUCAAAUAUUUUAAUUCUUUAAUAAAAUUACAGUAUUUACAACUCACAAAAGACAAGGAUUUAUGAUGUAAAAACUACAGAUCAAUAUUUUCUGCCAAAAUAAAAUCAACGUUAAGGAAAA